Molecule: messenger RNA, 6914 nt
Organism: Amoebophrya sp. A25
Lineage: Eukaryota; Dinophyceae; Syndiniales; Amoebophryaceae
Source: the annotation of a GenBank genome assembly
ACUCAGCAUGACGAAUGAGUUGUUGUUGAUCUACUGAGUUUGUCCAUCGAGCAUUUCUGUAGAGAGGGACAGGGAGGACACGGACUCGGACACAAUUACAGAGAGGUAAAAAAGAAGAGUACGGUCAUCUGGGAAUUGUACGGCAAUUUUUUUCGCAGGUUUACGUCCACGAAAGAUGGAAAACACGACACUUAGCACUAUAGUCGGUUGGAAAAGUAGCAUUAGGAGAUCAAGAUGACUACUUUCUCUCACAACUAGUAAGUACGGCUACGGACUAGAUGUUUCAUCAUUUUUCAAGGCAACAUCAAGAUUGAGCCAGGCACUGGAACAAAACAAAACCGCCUCUACUCGGACCGUCUUCUUUAGUCACUCAGACCGUCUUCUUUAGUCACUCAGACCGUCUUCGUUAGUCACUCAGACCGUCUUCUCCAGUCACUCAGACCGUCUUCUUUAGUCGCUCAGACCGUCUUCCUUAGUCACUCAGACCGUCUUCUCCAGUCACUCGAGUUUGGUCUUCUCCAUCAAAAUGUCCGCGGCUACCCCCGAUCCCGACGCCAUGACUGAGGAGCUCGAGAGUGCUGCCGUCACGGCGUUGGUGGAGAAGAACAUGGUGACUGAGGAGCUCGAUUUAGAAGUGCAACCUGCUGCAGACGACGAUGAUGGGCUGAAUCAAUCUGUCAGGUUGACUCUCGAGUCAAGUGCUUCUGAGCCACUAGAAGAGAUGCUAUCUCGGGAAGAGCUGGCACGAAUGACGCCAAGGCCGCUGGAUUAUAGUUAAGCCACGUCAUGCUCAUAAAGAUGAUCAUUUCUCCAGAUGAUGAUGCAUUUGCAUUUUGAGUAUGUACUACAACUUUUGAGUUUCGCUUUCGACGGGUCACAAUUAUUGUUCCUCGAAUUCGAUAGUAAUAGCAUGAUGCGUCAUCUCUCGCUCCUACGGCUCCUCUUCGUUCUAACACCCGAAAAAAUUCGCUGACUCAGCGACCAGAAAAGCCGCACGGUCACGUGCUAUAGAGGAGGCGCGGAAAAUGAAGAUCCUGGAACAAGUAGAAGUCGAACAGGAUACUACAACUGAUGGUGAUGUUAAAGGUUCCCACAUUACAUCCUUCACUAGCGUCCCUGACUCUUUUUUCAGUAGCAAAUAAAUCAGGGAUGUAGAUGUUCCGAAGAAUGUAAUUCCCUAACCUCGAAGGACGGCGCAGGAGACGCAGGCGCGCAAAAAGCCAAACGUCCAAACUGGAUGCAGGCUGACAGCAAGAAAAUCGGAGAGUUGAGUCAAAGUUUGGGGAUACAAUUUAAGGCAAGAAGAUUUGUUCUUGUUUGGUUACUAUGCAUCCUGAAAUAUGUCUAGCAGAGUCUUGAUAAUGAUAUCCUGAGAGCCUCACCUCAACAGAUACGUUCUUCACCUCUAAUAGCCUAUACUUCAGCUUUCUUCGUGGCGGCGCUUUCUUCCUUGGCGUAUGGUCCUUGUUCUUGCUCUUCGUGGUUCUGGGAUGUGCUUCUCCAAGUGGAGAUAGUGACGAUGAACAUGGUGUAGGCUUCUUAGCGGUUUUGUCACUUGCCAGCUUUGGAGAUUCUUCUUUGGAGGCCUCGCCUCAUCCGACACAGAGAAAGAUUGACUUUUGUUAUGGCACAAGGAACGACCAACUACACUAAAUGAUCACUAGUAGUAGAAGUUCUUGUACAUCAACUAGUACAAGCUGCAGCAAAGAACAAUGACACGGCAUGAACUACUUCUAGAUCGUCCAGUUGUAAUCUUCAGCAGUACUACUUUUACCUGUUCUUGUAACGAACGAGAACAAGAGUCUUCCAUGUCUAAUCUGAGGGAAGCAAAGAGUACAUGGUCGACGUCACUCCUUGGAUGUCACUCCUUUCCGCCUUUGGUGCAGGGAUGUACUUCGUCUACGUGAUGUGGUUUGUCUAUCGCAAAAUCCCACGCGACGCUGAAGCCCUUGAUGCUGCCUCCAUCACUCCUGCUGAUUUCGCCUUUCUACUGGACAAACUGCCAGCUUUUGACCAAGAAUCGCUCAAACCCGAAGACUUCGAAGCUGAGUUGAAGAAGCAUUUUGCGAAAGUGUUGCUGGAAGAACGUGCGGCACAUUUGGGAGAUGAAGGUUAAGACUCUUUCUUUCCCUAAAUGUAUGAUAGAUUCAUCCUGUCAAGAGACAUCUUUGUUUCUUUGCUUUCCUCUCGAAGUGGAGCACAGACCAUCAACAUGAAUCUGGGCAAGCUCUAAGAAGAAGGUCCUUAUACAGCUAAUAAAGAGGUUGACAAGAGCGUAGUGGAUGCGGAGAACGAACCAGACAAUCUGUUUCCAGAGAUCUCUUUCGCUCGUGACUACGGGGGACGACUGGCGGAACAUGCGAGUCAAGCAAAAUUGAAAACGGAGAUCGUGGAGGCGACCUUAGGUAUGGCCAAGGAUAUUGUAACUCUCCUGGAAGUAGCAAGAAGUACAUUUUUAGGCAUCUUGUAGUUGAUGUUGUUGUUGAUGCCUGCUCAACAUUCCAACAACAAGCUGGAACAAGCUGGCUGAUCAUGUGGCAGAGCGAUGAUUGAAAGUAUGUAGUGGUAGAUUUUUCAAGCUAUCCACCAGCAGAAGUUGAGUUGAUUUCAUCUGCCACGCCGACGGCAAAAAGCUGAAGAAGCUGCACACGCAAGCUCGAAAAUUGCUGGCGCAGAAGAAGAAGCGGCGCGCUGAUGAGGAAAAAUUUGCUUCAACCAUUGAACGCCCGAUCUAUCGCGCUUACGUCGUGUGCAACAAAGCUCAGGACAAGGAACUUUUGCUUGACGCCUACCGAAUGUCGCAGUUAAGCCUGGGAUACCUGUUCCAGUCGAAGCGAUUGAGAUUUCGAGGGUUGAAGCGAAUCCGUUUGGCUCCAGCACCAGAGCCUUCCAACAUCCUGUGGGAGAAUCAGGACUGUCCGGCAAUUGAGCGUGCCUGUCGUAGAGGAUUCACGAAAUAUGAGGGGAAAAAGUGUGCUGGUGCUCAUCCUCCAGACCAUAGGUGCUCCCUAAGUAGGAAGCUGCCUCUUUUCUUGAGUAUUAGUAUACUUUUUCCUGUCAUACAAAACUACUAGUCUUUAUCUUGUUGCUGAUUUCCACUGCUGGCAUCCUAUGGUCUCAGCAAACGCAGAAAAACGAGACUGAGAAGGCCGAAGGAAAGAACUGCGCGGAGAUCAUCUACACCCGCGAUUCGAAUCCACCGAAUACUGUGGUCUUAGACGGAGUAACGGCGAAGGCUUAUUUGGAGGCGAAUAUCGUUUAUGGCGCAACAACUAAGAAAAAAGUAGUAAAUGAGUCUAAAACUACUGUGCUCCUUGUCUUAGUAGUUUAAAUCUUUUAUCAAACGGUCAAAAUCAAAAUGACAACAACAUGGUCAAAAUGACAUCAUGUCGCCGUCUCGUCAUCUUCUAAUCCAGGAACGCUCCAGGAGCUCCCGCCCUCGAGAACCACUUCACUGAUUGCGAGUGUGCCAAAAUUGGCAUGUCCUCUAUGACCGGAGACGUUAAAACAGCUUGCCAGGACUUCUACGACAAACAAGUUUUGAUGUUUGCGGUGACAACAGCGUCUUCAGUCUUAGUCGUGGCAAUCAACUUUAUCUUGAAGAGCCUUCUGGUGGCGCUGGCGAAAUUUGAGAGGCCAUUGACCCUCAGUGGGUUGGAGUGUGCGAUUGCGUUGAAGGUACAAGAACUUCAUCUAGAGUCAACAUUGAUUGACCCUCAGUGGGUUGGAGUGUGCGAUUGCGUUGAAGGUACAAGAACUUUCUCUAGAGUCAAGAAGAAGAUUUUGUAGUACUGUCUAGUUCUUGUUUGAUGUCAACAUCCCUCCUCAUGAUUACAAAAGUACUUACUGACUACAACACCUCGUCGACGAAGGCUCGACGUGGUCUACUCGAACUCUCCUCCUGACAUUCUUCAGGUCUUCUCGAACUCUCCUCCUGACAUUCUUCAGGUCUUCUCGAACUCUCCUCCUGACAUUCUUCAGGUCUUCUCGAACUCUCCUCCUGACAUUCUUCAGGUCUUCUCGAACUCUCCUCCUGACAUUCUUCAGGUCUUCUCGAACUCUCCUCCUGACAUUCUUCAGGUCUUCUCGAACUCUCCUCCUGACAUUCUUCAGGUCUUCACGAACUCUCCUCCUGACAUUCUUCAGGUCUUCACGAACUCUCCUCCUGACAUUCUUCAGGUCUUCACGAACUCUCCUCCUGACAUUCUUCAGGUCUUCACGAACUCUCCUCCUGACAUUCUUCAGGUCUUCACGAACUCUCCUCCUGACAUUCUUCAGGUCUUCACGAACUCUCCUCCUGACAUUCUUCAGGUCUUCACGAACUCUCCUCCUGACAUUCUUCAGGUCUUCAUCUCCUUAUUCCUGAAUACUGCCGUGAUCGUCUUCCUCCUCAAUCUGGAAUGGAUGUGGCCCAUCAAUGAGAUCCUGAAGGGUGACCAAGGCGAUUUCACGCAUCAUUGGUAUGCUACCGUUGGCUUAUCCGUAUCAACGACACUGAUGAUCAACGUUGCAUCUCCGCACUUGAUCCAAGUGGCCGUGUCGUUUGCAAACAGUUGCAAAGCUUGCUGCUUGGGCUCCUGCUUAGCGUCCACGGAAGAAGCAGUAGCAAACGCUUACGAAGCGCCAGAAUUCGAGUUAGCACCAAGAUGCGGAGCACUUCUGAAUACCAUUUUCUCGAGUCUAUGCUUCGCGGCGGGAUGUCCUGUGCUAGUAUGGUAAACAACUUUAGAUAUCUCUUUUCAGGCAUCCCCUUCAUUUCGUCUCCCACACGUUCACGUAGAGAUUCUUCAUGAUCAUAGACCUAGACGACCAUCAUCACAUUCAGACUUUAUUGUUGAUAUUCAUAUCUCACAAGGCAUGAUCCCUCGUGCAUUGUCCACCACGACAGGUUCGCCACCGGUAACCAUCUCCUCUGCUACUUAUGCGACAAGUAUCUUCUGCUUCGUGUAUGCAGACGUCCCGCAGCGUACGACGAGCAGGUGAUUUCGUCAGCUUUAUCUGUGGUCCCGUACGCUAUGGUCCUACACGCCGUCUUUGGGAUCUGGAUGUUGGGGAAUCCUGCUGUGUUUCCGUCUAAUCCAGUCCUCGAGUUCGACCACGAUUUUGCAGAGAACACGCCAACGAUAGUCAAACCGCUUUUGACACUGAUUGAACGGUCCCUCGCGGGGGCUGGAGUGCCUUAUCUUUAUGGCUGGACUCAUGACGAGCCUUUGAUAUUUAUUGACCUUAUCUUUAUGGCUGGACGGAUGACGUCGAGCCUUUGAUUAUAUUUAUAUUUACCUACUAUCCUUCUUUUUUCUUUUCCUACCUAGUUAGCUUGGCUCCACCCAUAUAUAUAUUGACACUGAGUAGUUUCUCGCUUCUUGUCCGGAGUACUUAGUUUCUCGCUUCUUGUCCGAGGAUGCUUCUCGUCCUCUUCCUCUUGCUUCUACUAGAGCUUCUCGUUCUCCUCUCGAGGCUGAUACUUGUUUCCACCACAACAACGUCGGACCCUCUAAUCCUCAUUCCUUCUCCUCCUCGUCUGCGUUUACCUGGUCCUCUCCUUGGUCAAGCUCAUCCUCGGACAAGCUUUUGGACCCUUUUUGAGCGCUUGUGUCGCCGCUUGCAGUCCAGGAAAAGCCGGCAGAACACCUUUGACAACACUAGAUGGCGCCACAGGAGCCAAACUAGACGAGGACGACAAAAGUGGCGCCGCUACUCCAACAGCGCAACAAGGGCUAAAUGCGGAACACUACAGUACCUAUCUCACAGCACAGAAGGAUUGGCGAGCAGCGAAGAUGUGCCCGAGUUACUUCAUGUUAUGGUCAACAUUUAGUGUCCAUCAUUCUCGGCAACAUUUAGUGUCCCCUUUUGUUCCCCUGUAUUCAUCUUCUUCUCAUGAAUAAUACAUCUUGGUCCCCUUUUGUUCCCCUGUAUUCUUCUCAUGAAUAAUACAAGGUACUAAAAGGAGCCACGAAGAGGGGGACCGAGAUGCAUUCUAGCACACGCUAAUCAUGAGCGACAAUCAGAAGUACGCCAACAUGCGAUCAGCCGAUGUCGAUUUCGACCUGGUGCACUUCGUCGAGACCAACUCUGCCCCAAACGAAAAAGGAAGGGUGGUCUGCAACAUCGACCAGAAGAUACCAGGAGUGCAAUUGAAAAGACAGUUGCAGCGCAGAUUGUCGACGAGUAGUGCGACGAGCGACUAAGGAGGAAAAGGAAUGGAUGCACGAUGAACACGGUGCAACCAGUUCCACAAGGAAAAGGAAUGGAUGCACGGACACGAUGGUGCAACCAGUUCCACAAAUUUGAGAAAUGAUCUUGAUAAUAAUGAUUGAACGGAAAGAACAGGAUCAAAAUGCUUCUUUUACGAGUAGAAGAAGAUGAUGGGAAGUGAUAUUCACGCGAAAGCUUCAACAGAGGAGCAUGCACUAUGAGGCUAUCACGGUAAAGGAGAUCGAGAUCUAGCUAAACAUUUUUCAUCAUCAUUCCAAUCAUUCACUGACUAGAAGUUGAUAAGUUGAACUUUACAUACUGCUGCAACAGUCAUCGUUUGCAUGACUGCUACAAGUUCGAUAUUGAUUUUGUUGCACACAGGAGCCCUUCAUGGUCCAUCAGCGAACGCGAUUGAUGAGUCGAUAGUAUUCUUCCCUCAGCAUUGUUGCUUUUACUGAGGUAACUACUUACUUACGAAUAAUAGGAAUACUAGAUCUCAUAAUGGUCAAAGCGCCAGAGCUUCUAGUUCUACGUCAAAAUGAUGUCAACAGUAUGUACUUAUUGCUCGAUAUUAAUUUUCAUUCUAGACUAGCUGUCAAGGAUACAGAUGCACAGACAAACUACUUCAAGUUCAAACGCAAAAACUCGACUAACAUCGGAACACUCGUCCCCAAAACUCUUCUAUGAUGGCAGCAAAAUUUAGCGAGCAAGCGUUUUAC